Nelumbo nucifera (sacred lotus) is the source of this 991-nucleotide messenger RNA. Its product is annotated as lactoylglutathione lyase family protein / glyoxalase I family protein. Gene Ontology annotation, molecular function: metal ion binding; lactoylglutathione lyase activity. NCBI's taxonomy places the organism in Eukaryota, Viridiplantae, Streptophyta, Magnoliopsida, Proteales, Nelumbonaceae. The record is from RefSeq and is a predicted model, not a curated record.
CUCAACAAUUGUGGCAAACGAUAGGCCAUGGCUUGCUCUUCGAUCUUCUUUUCAAUCUCCCGUCAUUCUUUCUUUAGAUUCCACUCUCAUGUCCCCUCAUUUUCAAUCCCUGUUUUUCUUACUAGCAAAAGAAAGGAUUUGAAUCGAUUUCGAUUGUUUUCGAUGGCGUCAGAGCCGAAGGAAUCUCCUUCAAACAAUCAAGGUCUCCAUACAAGUCCAGAUGAAGCCACUAAAGGAUACUUCAUGCAACAAACUAUGUUUCGAAUUAAAGACCCUAAAGUUAGCCUCGAUUUCUAUUCUCGCGUUCUGGGAAUGUCGUUGCUUAAGAGGUUGGAUUUUCCAGAAAUGAAGUUCAGCUUGUACUUUAUGGGGUAUGAGAAUCCAGCAGAAGCUCCAGUAAAUCCAACUGAUCGAACAGUUUGGACCUUUGGCCAAAAGGCUACAAUUGAACUUACACAUAAUUGGGGAACAGAAAGUGAUCCUGACUUCAAAGGUUACCACAAUGGGAAUUCUGAACCUCGUGGUUUUGGUCAUAUAGGCAUUACUGUUGAUGAUACAUACAAGGCAUGUGAGAGAUUUGAACGUCUAGGAGUUGAGUUUGUGAAAAAACCUGAUGAUGGAAAGAUGAAAGGAAUUGCAUUCAUCAAGGAUCCUGAUGGCUAUUGGAUUGAAAUCUUUGACCUCAAAACCAUUGGGACUGUAACUUCUACUGCUGCUUGAGAAAAUACCAUGAUCACCAAGGAAAUGAGGAGUGGAGUUCUUUACCAUCUGCUGGAUGUCACUGUCUGUUGCUUUCAUGGAUGAAGUUCUUUCGUUUUCUUUCUCCUCACCCCUCACUUUUUCUCAUUUGCUGUAGAAUUGUGGUCCUUUUUAUCAGGAUUGUGAUGAAACUGCUAUAACCGUUUUGUGCAAAUUUUCUUUCGGUUUCUGUCUAGAUCAACCCAUAUUGUUACAGAACCCCUUGGGGUUGCAAAGGGACAAAAUAUAAAGA